AACGAAGGAGGAGGCAACAAGGCAUGGUAAAAACUAAAAAGUCCAAAUGAAAACAACAGUUCAAGCUUUGCAGUAACGUCAUCUCUCUACCAACAUUCAUUCCUGAGCUCAGCUGAGACACCGCAACACAGCCGCCACCGCCGCCUCACUUUCAAAUGGGUGCCUCGGAACAUGUGGUGGUUGAGAAAGAGAAAGAGAAUGAAACUGUAGCUGAAGCAAAGAAGGAGGAGAAAGACUUGGAGAAAGGGGGUGGUGUGGGUGUUGAAGAGAGAAAGUUUCAUAGUAAUAAUAAUAAUAAUGAUGUUAAUGAUCAUGAAGAAUCUCAUAUCUCAAGUUUCCACAGGUUGAACCCCACUAACCCUUUGAGAAUUGUGAUUAAUAGCUCCACCAGAGUCGCAACUCCUCCUCCUCCUGCUCAAUCUCAACGUUCUCACACCCACACGCGCUCCAUUCCAACCCCACAACAACAACAACCCGAACCCCAACCACAACCGGUGACACUGAAUUCGAGAAAAUACACCAACAGAAUAUCCUUGUUUCUUUUUGUUCUCCACAUGUUUUUAGCGGUUACGCUUGUGUUUUUUCUCGUGUUCAAGGGAGUUCAAGGGCUAAUCCAGGAAUCAGAAUCUAACAAGAGGAAAGAGAAAAACGUGUUAAAGUAUUUUCUUCCCCAAGUGGAGGCUGCAUCUUUUAUGAGCAUAAUUCUUGCAUUUAUUUGGCAAGGGGCGAUUAGGAAAUGGCCAACUUUUAUGCUUCAUUUCAUACUUUGGUUUACUUUUGUGGUGUCUCUGGCUGCUGGGAUUCUCCUAAUUUGCUUCCAAAAGCCCGCCACUGAUGGUGUUGGAGUGUGUUUCAUUGCUUUUGCAAUUGGGAAUGGCUUAUAUGCUUGUUGGGUAAGUCAUAGAAUUAAGUUUUGUUGUAAGGUAUUGAGUUUGUCUCUUCAACCUGUCUCCAAAUUCCCUGAUCUGAGCAAACCCACUUAUUAUGUGCUUGGGGCUGGAUUCUUGUGGAUAUCUCUAUGGAUUUUAGCAGUAAUUGGAGCAUUGAACUUCUAUUUUCCUCCUUUGGUCAUCAUUGCAUUGGUGCUGAGUUUGGCUUGGACUACUGAGGUCAUGAGGAAUGUUGUUAACAUCACUGUUAGUAGGGUUAUUGCCUUGUAUUACCUCAGAGGAAUGCAAUCUAGCACCCAAUUUUGCUUUCUGAGAGCCUUGACUCGGAAUCUUGGAAGUGCUUGUUUGGGGUCUCUCUUUGUGCCUGCAAUUGAAGCCCUGAGAAUUGUCGCCCGGGGGCUCAAUUUGCUUGAGGGAGAAGAUGAGUUCAUGUUUUGUUGUGCUCACUGUUGUUUAAGAGUCAUGGAAUCCAUUUUCAGAAAUGGCAAUGGCUGGGCAUAUGUACAGAUUGCAGCAUAUGGAAAAGGUUUUGUAAAGGCAUCCCAGGACACUUGGGCCCUAUUUGAGAAAGAAGAUAUGGUGUCAAUUGUAGAUGCUGAUAUAACCAGCUCAAUUUGCUUCCUCACAGGAGUUUGCAGCGGCUCUCUUUGUGUCAUUGUUGUGGCUGCUUGGACCUACAAAGUACACCAAACUUUCACAGCCACCCUAUCCCUCCUCACAUUCUUCAUUGGAUACCUUUUGACUAGGAUUGCCAUGGCAGUGCCUCAUGCCUGUGUGAGUUGUUAUUAUGUAUGCUAUGCUGAGACUCCGGAGAAUAGAUUGUUUGAUAAAACAAUUAAGGAUCGUCAGGCCUUGUUAAAAACUGGCCGUGAUGUGGUUCCUACGCCAAGGGGAAUUAGGAGGUAUACAAGGACCUAAUUGCAUCUUUAUUUUUGAUUGAUUUUACACCUAUUCAGGACAUGGUUUAUGUCCAAAAGGGUUAAAAUUGAAAUCCAUGGUGGCUGGCUGAGGUGGUGGUUUGUUGAGAAUGAUCUGGCGAGGUUGAGCCAUUAUUGGAAUGGAAGAAAUGUGAAGGAUAAUCAACAUGGCCACUACAGAAAGUGACUUUUGUUGUGGUCCCCCACCUCCUUGUAGUGUUUUGUAUAUUUUUUGCAUAUAUACUUUUAGGAUAUUCUAUAAGGUGAAGUCCCAUCAUUAUUUUAUUGCAAGAUGUGCGUAGAAGCCACUAACUUUUUUUAUUUAAUUAUUCUUGAAAGCGUUUAACGACAAAAAAAUAAAACAAAAUUGAGUCGUUGCGUGCUGAUC
Messenger RNA from Glycine soja, 2195 nucleotides. Its product is annotated as protein PNS1. The record is from RefSeq and is a predicted model, not a curated record. Gene Ontology annotation, molecular function: transmembrane transporter activity. Gene Ontology annotation, biological process: transmembrane transport. Gene Ontology annotation, cellular component: membrane. The transcript has 5 exons. NCBI's taxonomy places the organism in Eukaryota, Viridiplantae, Streptophyta, Magnoliopsida, Fabales, Fabaceae. The coding region runs from base 156 to 1808 and encodes 550 amino acids.